This is a messenger RNA of Hordeum vulgare subsp. vulgare (domesticated barley), 1548 nucleotides long. RefSeq names its product calumenin-like. NCBI's taxonomy places the organism in Eukaryota, Viridiplantae, Streptophyta, Magnoliopsida, Poales, Poaceae. The coding region runs from base 77 to 1246 and encodes 389 amino acids. Gene Ontology annotation, cellular component: endoplasmic reticulum. Gene Ontology annotation, molecular function: calcium ion binding. The record is from RefSeq and is a predicted model, not a curated record. The transcript has 7 exons.
GUUAUGGGCCAGCGGGUCCAAAUCUCCGACCCGUAAACCGACCGACCGCUCGCUCACCCCCCUUCUCUUGCCGGCGAUGACGCCGCCGCCGGCGGUCCCACCGGGGCGGAAGUCUCCAGCUGCGGUCCUCUUCCUCUGCUUGGUCACUACCUCAUUACUCAUGUUCAUACUCCUUGCCUCCUACACCCCCCGCCUUGAGCCCCACGGCCGCAGCCCCCACCGCCGCCUCAAGCUCCACCCCAAGAACUCCGCUGCCGUCGCUUCUUCCUACGGGGCCGGCGCCGUCCACGAAUCCGGAGGAAACCGCCACGCGGCGCCCUUCGACCCGGCCAUCGCCGAGCUGGAGCGGCGGCUGGAGGACAAGGAGUGGGAGCGCGAGCACUACCGCAUCCUCCAUGGCGACGCCGAGAAGGGCGACCACAUGAAGGAGUGGGAGGACUUCCUCAAGGAGGAAGAGGACUUCAUCAACGACGACGAUCGCUUCAACAUCUCCGAUCGCAUCCGCGCGCUUUUCCCCAAGAUCGACCUCAGCCCCGAGGACGGCUUCGUCUCCCUCGAUGAGCUCAUCAGGUGGAACCUCGAUCAGGCCAGGGCCGACCAGCUCCAUCGCUCCGCCAGGGAGAUGGAGCUCUACGACAAGAAUGGCAACGGAAUCGUCUCCUUCACUGCUUUCCAGACGCUGCGCCAACAGUCCCAUGGGGAUGGAAACUCACUCGGCUUCCCGUGGUGGAAAGAGGAGCACUUCAAUGCUUCGGACGUCAACGGGGAUGGUUUCCUCAAUAAAACUGAGUUUCACGACUUUCUUAAUCCAAGUGAUUCGGAGAAUCCUAAAAUUAUCAACUUGCUCUGCAGACAAGAAUUAAGGCAGAGAGAUAAAGAUGGUGAUGGAAAGUUAAACUUCGAAGAAUACUUUCAUGGGCUACAUGACCAUAUACAUGGUUAUGAUGACGAGAAUGCAGCUAUUUCUCAUAUUGGGAACAUGACAAUCGCAAAGGAGCGGUUUUCCAAGCUUGACAAAGAUAAUGACGGAUUCAUUUCAGGGCAUGAACUAGAACCUGUUCUUGAUAAGCUCCAUCUGUCAGAACGCUAUUAUGCCAGACAACAAGCCACACAUGCUAUUUCAGAGGCAGACAAAGAUCAUGAUGGAAGGCUAACACUGGAAGAGAUGAUCGAGAACCCCUAUGCAUUUUAUGGUAGUGUUUACUUUAGCGAUGACGAGGACUACUUCCAUGAAGAGUUCCGCUAAGGCAUCUGCAGACCGUAGGUAUCCUAACCACGAAAAGUGACGAACAAUCUAGCAGGAAAGAUUCCGAAUGCAUCAGUACUAAUCAAAAUGUUGUGUGAAUUUGUAUCUGGGCAGCGCACAGCUUAGAGUUAGCAUGGCUGCUUUGAUUCUCUAAAUUGUCUAGUGAAAUGAAAUGCCAUCUUCCUGGUGACAGGAGUCCAGUUCACAUGCCAGGUUAGUUUAGAUUAGCUGACACCGUCUCAGAUUUGUAAAACGCACGGAACUUGGUGGUGAAGAAUGAGAAAAUUGACAUUUGGCAGUGA